Messenger RNA from Ochotona princeps (American pika), 852 nucleotides. RefSeq names its product VPS28 subunit of ESCRT-I (gene VPS28). The transcript has 10 exons. Gene Ontology annotation, biological process: protein transport to vacuole involved in ubiquitin-dependent protein catabolic process via the multivesicular body sorting pathway. NCBI's taxonomy places the organism in Eukaryota, Metazoa, Chordata, Mammalia, Lagomorpha, Ochotonidae. Gene Ontology annotation, molecular function: protein-containing complex binding. Bases 90 to 755 code for a protein of 221 amino acids. The record is from RefSeq and is a predicted model, not a curated record. Gene Ontology annotation, cellular component: ESCRT I complex.
AGCCCGAUUGCAGCGCCCCGCCCGGCGCCAUCUCCGGGACGCGCGGAUCCCGCCCAGGUCUCCGCGCGGUGGCCACCACGAUCUGCAGCAUGUUCCACGGGGUCCCCUCCACGCCAGGCCUGGGCGCGCCUGGGAACAAGCCAGAGCUCUACGAGGAAGUGAAGCUGUACAAGAAUGCCCGGGAACGGGAGAAGUACGACAACAUGGCGGAGCUAUUUGCCGUGGUGAAGACUAUGCAGGCCCUGGAGAAAGCCUACAUCAAGGACUGUGUCACCCCCAACGAGUACACAGCUGCCUGCUCCCGGCUCCUGGUCCAGUACAAAGCUGCCUUCCGGCAGGUCCAGGGCUCAGAAAUCAGCUCCAUUGAUGAAUUCUGCCGCAAGUUCCGUCUGGACUGCCCUCUGGCCAUGGAACGGAUCAAGGAGGACAGGCCCAUCACCAUCAAGGAUGACAAAGGCAACCUGAACCGCUGCAUUGCUGAUGUCGUGUCGCUCUUCAUCACGGUCAUGGACAAGCUGCGCCUGGAGAUCCGUGCCAUGGAUGAGAUCCAGCCUGACCUGCGGGAGCUCAUGGAAACCAUGCACCGCAUGAGCCACCUGCCUGCUGACUUUGAGGGUCGUCAGACGGUCAGCCAGUGGCUGCAGACCCUCAGUGGCAUGUCAGCAUCCGAUGAGCUGGACGACUCCCAGGUGCGCCAGAUGCUCUUUGAUCUGGAAUCGGCCUACAAUGCCUUCAACCGUUUCCUGCACUCCUGAAUACCAUGUGGCCCUUGUGCCCUGUGUGGGCCCUGGACUGAGUGUGUGUCAGGAACACAGAGCCCUGUCUCCCAAUAAAGAUGCUAUUCCUCCCACC